AGUACACGCAUGGCGUAUAUUUCAUAGAGUGAAAUUGACAGCUAAGUUUUCCAAGUUACGACGAGGAUUUGUGCAUGAUAUGUGAUUAUCAUGGCCUAGUCUAUAUAUCAGAAUUGAACUAUUGUUCCAAUUAUUCAAGGGACGCAAGCGAAACUUUGCUCUAAUUAGUCAGAUUGGCACUAAACUUCAAGCACGUGUUACUGACCGCGGGAUUGUUUUGGUUUUAUUCAACAUGGCUUAUAUCGUGUGAGAUAGGUUUCUUCAAGGAAGAACUUGGUUACUUUGUUAAUUACUUGUGUUUGGAAUAACAUAGACUUUUCAAACUCCAGGGAUUAACAGCAUAAAAAUUGUUUAUAUUGAUGUAUUGAUGGCCUGAAAUGAGUGAAACCAGCAUUGUCUGUAUGAAAAAUCCAAUCACCAUGGAUCCUGGGCCAUUGGAUGGGAAGAGAUCCAUUUCCCCCGAUCCAGAAACAGAUCAAGAGGUGAAGAGAACGAGAUUAGAAAAAGAUUCUGGAGUAUAUGACAGCAUAUCAUCAAACAAUACAAGAUUAUCAGAGUUGCAACCCUUACCGAGUCCAGGUAGUUUAUUGGACAGUUCAAACGGGUCACCAUUGACUACCACCUCAUCACUACCACAGACAUUGGAUACCUCGACAAGUGUUUCCUUAACAACCAAUGGUAAUACUGAUGGCCCUUUGGGAUUAUCAACUGCAAGUGAUGGAACCGUUUUUAAUUCAACUAAAUCGUGGGUUAUGUCCGAUGUAAAUAAUUCUUCUUCAAUUGUGAUAAAAUCGGAACCCACCCUCGACACUAGUUCCCCUGAUUCACCUUUCACUUCUGCUAGUGAUCUUGAACAACUUACAGGAGAUCCAAAUAAAUCUUCGCCUUCAUACCCAAAUUCAACUUUCCCUACAAAUUAUUUUAGUCAAGAAAAUAGUAAUAGUGACAGUGCAAGUCAGCAAAGUAACAUAACAGCAGUUACAAGUACAGCCGACAAUAUGAACGCCUAUAUGGGACCGAGUCAGAAUAGUACGUUCAUGCCGGCAUAUGCCUACCCUGGCACACAGACAGGCUAUGGAAUGGCAUCAUCUGGUUUUACUACAGAUAUGCUAAAAGGUCAAAUUAAGGCUCAAACGAGUCAGACCACUGCUCCAACAUGGGGAUACCCUUCAAACUCUGGUUAUUACGGAGCUAAUAAUCCAAAUAAUCCUUAUGCAGCAAAUUCUGUUGGAUAUACCACACAAGCAGGUAUGGAAGGGCUGUUUCCAAAUUAUCCAGCACCAGCUCAAGGAUUCUAUACUCAAUAUCCAGGUUAUAUAUCUAGCCCUUCAGUUACCACAUCAUCUACAGUGCCUUCACAAACUUAUCAACUGUCCGUUCCCCCCUCCUCUACUACAGCAGAAUCAAAUUCUAUUUCCAGUGAUCAGCAACAACAACAGUAUAACAGCCAUCAUAUAACCAGCCCCUCCCCACCAUUACUAGAAAAAGGUACUUGUCAAUCAAGAAAUAGAGGUCAGCGUUCCUCAAGAGGUCGUUCCCGUGCCCAGCCGUCCCCUGGUCCGGAAACAGAUUUAGAACGAGUAUUUAUUUGGGAUUUGGAUGAAACCAUUAUAGUAUUUCACUCUCUAUUAACAGGAUCUUAUGCACAGAGAUAUGGCAAGGAUGCUCCACAAUCUGUAUCUCUGGGUUUACGGAUGGAAGAAAUGAUAUUUAAUCUUGCCGACACCCAUCUAUUCUUUAAUGAUUUAGAGGAAUGCGAUCAAGUUCAUAUAGAUGAUGUAUCUUCAGAUGACAAUGGACAAGAUUUAAGCAAUUAUAAUUUUGCAACGGAUGGUUUUCAUGCCGCAGCAAACAACGCUACAUUGUGUUUAGCUACUGGUGUACGAGGAGGUGUAGAUUGGAUGAGAAAAUUAGCAUUUAGAUAUCGAAGAAUGAAGGAAAUAUUUAAUACUUAUAGAAAUAAUGUGGGAGGAUUACUGGGUCCUCAGAAACGAGAACAGUGGCUGCAGCUUCGACAAGAAAUUGAACAGUUGACAGAUAAUUGGUUGACGAUGGCUCUUAAAUCAUUAUCAAUAAUUAAUUCAAGAUCAAACUGUGUAAAUGUAUUAGUAACAACAACCCAGUUAGUACCUGCUUUAGCCAAGGUUUUGCUGUAUGGUCUAGGAGGUGUCUUUGAUAUAGAUAACAUCUAUAGUGCUACAAAAAUAGGUAAAGAGAGUAGUUUUGAGAGGAUUGUAUCCAGAUAUGGGAGAAAAUGUACCUAUGUUGUCGUUGGUGAUGGAAGGGAUGAAGAGACGGCUGCUAAACAGAUGACGUGGCCAUUUUGGAGAAUAUCAAAUCAUUCCGACCUUGCAGCUCUACACCAUGCCCUGGAUUUAAACUACCUCUAGAAAAUCCAGCCAAUUAUAGGCUUUGUUACAUAUACAACCAAUCAGAAUAGAGAUAACAAUUUAUCAUAUUUUUUAAAAGUAUUCAGUUUCAACCAAAGAACAUAUUAAACAUAUAUAGAUAUCAAUCAUCUGAUGAGAUUUCUCAAAGCAAGUGUUACUUUCAUCCAAUGGAUGGCCUUGUUACAUAAUAACCCAAUGACUUAACCAUUGAUUAUGUUAAUCAAGAGUGAAAUGGACGCUAACUUGAAAACCUCCGUUAAAAUAGUGCUUAGGGUUAUUUCUACAUUCAGAUUGAAAAGUGCAUCCAUAUUAUGCGGUAUUAUUCAAGUAUGGAGAACAUAUCUAAUGCAAGCCAGAAUUUUAUCCAAACAGAAGAGAUUACAAUGCUGUGGAUUGUUGAACUCAUUGCAGUGUGUGGCGUCUUAGAAUUAUACGACAAUCAACAUCAUGGCCAUUUGUAACAGACUUUAUUAUUGGAUGUUGUGAAAUAAUAUGGAAAAUUGCUACACAAGACUUAAAAUUCCAUGGAGAAAAUAAAACUGGAACCACUAGCCAGCGAUUUUGAAUUUCUUUUUUAAAGUUUGAUUGGAUGACUCUUGAAAAUAAAACGGAAUGGUUACCAUGGAAACCAUUAGAAGAAAGGAUUCUGUGAUUGGUUAAAAGAAUAUCUGAAUUGGUUACCCGAACCAGAGAACUGGUUAAAGAAAACCGUGUUUUGAUUGGUUACAGAGAUUGGUUCUGGCCAUAAAAACAAAGUAAACUGGGAACAAAGAUUAAAAAUAUGUUAAAAUAUUGGAUGGUGAAUAUUUGAAUAUAUAUUAAAGAUCAGUUUGUGUGUGCAAUGAUAUUUACCAUUAAAAUUUAAUUUUUUUUUCUUAGUUCCAGAAUUGUAGUUUUUAAAUGUCAAGGUCAUAUAUAUGACCAUGUCAAGGUCCUGAGAAUGACCUUGAACUAUCAUUCCCCUUUAUGGAUGUGUUAUAAUCUGACUGCUAUAUCAAGAAUGUCUGCAUCACCCUAGACUUAACAAGUGAUUAAUUUUAAACAUCAGCAUUACUGAAAUAUAUUGAUAGCAGAAACGAUGGCAGUAAUAGAGAGAAUAUAGAACCCUUAUUAAAAUAUAUAUAUAUUUAUGAUGUAUAUUUUAUCUUAUAUAAACCGUAAAUAACACACAUUAUACUAACAAUGUACUCUUAUUUUAUUUCUCAAAUAUAGUUUAAAUUUAAAUCGGAAAUUAGGUGUGAAUAUUCUGUUGGUCCUAUCUACUUAGCGUCUGCGACGUCGAAGUUUAAAAAUUGAAUUAGUCACAUAAAUAAUUACAGAUUUGGGGAUAGACUUCAUAGAUAUGUAUUUAGUAGAGCAUGAUGUGUCAAAUCUCUGUUAUCAAUUACUGUAAGACCAAUUCUGUAAAACCCCUGUGAUCUCUUUCCCUCAGAUCAAUGCCACUCUUUAGGCUCACAUGAAAGUUUGUUAGUUUCAUAUUUCUUUGAGUGUAAACUUGACAUAGCAUUCCACUUUUACUAAUUAAUAUUAAUUAAUGAAUUAUUUUAACUAAUCUUCUUUUAUAUCUCAUAGAUAAUUAUUUUAGCUCAACAUUUUUUUAAACAAUUAGUUUGUGUGUGCUUCUCCUGUGUGAAGAUAUUUGUAAUUUUGAUAAUAAAAAAAAAUCUCACAUUUAAAAUAAUUGUUAUUCGUUUACAUAUUGUAACUGAUCUUGUUAAAACCGAUUUCCAACUUCAACAUGUGGUCAUUAUCAAUAGUUAUAAGUCAACAUGAAUUUCAGUGUACAAUUUGAUUAAUACAGUGCACAAUUAUUGCCGUUUGUACAACAAAUGCAGCAUUCAUUUUGUUAUUCAUGACAGUUUAUGUGAUGCAUUAUUUGUCAUUUGGCUUCUAGUUUGAUAAAUAUUUAAAAUUAAAAGAAAUUCAUUGAUUCUCAUUGUAUGUGUAAAAAGCAUUUUAAGCUUUCAUGUGAUGUAUUUGUUUUGUCAUUGGCUUCAUUGUACAGCUUUUUAAGAAUUUGAAAUUUAAUGAGUUUAUUACAUUUUAAUUUUAAAUUGCUAUAUUAAUAGUGUAUCACACCUCAAGUAAUUCAAAAGAUAUUUUUAUUAUUGAAUGUUGCAAGUCAGAAAUGUUCAAACAAACCGUCUGAGAUGGCUGGAACUCUUCAACAUAGUCUGUGAAAUCAUUCAAAUUAUGUACUGCUAGAUCUAUAUUUUUAAAAUGUAUGUGAUGAUUUUCCCCCAUGUUUUAGAAAUAAAAAGCAAAUGAAAGAAAUUGUGAUGACUGGUAUUACAAAGGAUAAAACAGUUGUUAUAAUAUUUAAAAUGUCUUUCGGCUACUCCAUUUGUUAUAAAUGAAGUUUCAUAGUAGCAAAGGAGAUUCUGUUAAAUUGUGCAUGCUGUAUGCUUAUAUACAUGUACUUUGCUCUGUCCGUAGAAGAUUUCUUAAGUUUUCUUCAGUUUUAUUUAAGGAAGGCAAUGGUAGAUUAUAAACAGUUUCCUCAAUAAUCACAGCUCUUUGUGUUAUGAACAGACAAUCCACAAAGUAGCUGAUUGUCUGCAUAUAUGUUGCACAGUGUAUAACCAAUAAAAGGGCUUGCAAACAGGAAGCAAAGCAAAGAUGACUGCAAAUAUUAACUUAUUAAUCUCUCAGGGAUGUUGGUAGAAAUUUGACAGUGCUAUUGAAUGAAAAUUAUGAGAUUUCCGCUAAAGAAACCCCUGGUUUUUUUUUUAACCCCUCUGUCACUUUCUAAUCACAUCCCUGUACAUUACAGUGUGUUGUCACUUUCUAAUCAUAUCCCUGUACAUUACAGUGUGUUAUCUAUUUAUUUAAUAUAUUUUUGAAUCACAAAGAUAUUUCAUGUUGGUUUUUUCCACCCCAGGAAAUAAAUCUUGCUUUAGGUUGAGCUGGUUUCAUAAAAUGAUUAAAAUACCUGACCCUGUAUUCAUUUUAAUUAUCAAAGUAUCGUCAUCAAUCGUUUCGUACUUUUCAUCUUGUUAGUUAAUGUGUGUUCAUGGUUUUAAUGAAUUUUGUUUUGUAUAAAAUAAAAGUAUUCGGUCAAAUCCCUUAAGUUUAUCUGACCUCGAACUUGAGUUAUGACAUCAAGUUCACCUUGACCUGAGUAAUCAGUUAACUUUAAUAAGAAAGGGUUAAUGUGAACUUUGUGUUUUCGUUGACUUGAUAUAUAUAUAAUAUAUGUAUGUAUUCUGUGUGAACUGUUUUAACAAAUUAUUAUUGAGUACCAUUAUCCAUCCUACUACUGUAUUUUUUUGUUUGUCCAUAUUUGGGUGCCAUUUUGACCAUUGAUAGAGCAAGUCUUGUACAAAAUAAAGAUUACCAGGUAAACAACA
This is a messenger RNA of Patella vulgata (common limpet), 5740 nucleotides long. RefSeq names its product eyes absent homolog 1. The record is from RefSeq and is a predicted model, not a curated record. The transcript is spliced from 20 exons. Gene Ontology annotation, biological process: multicellular organism development; positive regulation of DNA repair; negative regulation of extrinsic apoptotic signaling pathway in absence of ligand. Gene Ontology annotation, molecular function: protein tyrosine phosphatase activity. NCBI's taxonomy places the organism in Eukaryota, Metazoa, Mollusca, Gastropoda, Patellidae. Gene Ontology annotation, cellular component: nucleus. Bases 378 to 2390 code for a protein of 670 amino acids.